Lethenteron reissneri (Far Eastern brook lamprey) is the source of this 2057-nucleotide messenger RNA. Its product is annotated as interleukin-8-like. Lineage: Eukaryota; Metazoa; Chordata; Hyperoartia; Petromyzontiformes; Petromyzontidae. Gene Ontology annotation, biological process: immune response. The record is from RefSeq and is a predicted model, not a curated record. Gene Ontology annotation, cellular component: extracellular region. Gene Ontology annotation, molecular function: chemokine activity.
GCCGGGGCGAGUGGAGUUUGCGGAGCGGUGCCACCUCGCUAACACAACUACACUCACUCGCGCCACAACAACAACGCGACGCCUCUGCCGCGAUAGCGACAAAUAUUACUGCCGCCAGAGACCUCCUCCGACAAAAAGGUGCCUCGGUGCUCCUCCUCCUGUUGUUUUUGGUUUGAAGUCGCGAGCGAGUUCAUUAAUUAUUUCCUGCAGCGCUCGCUGAAAGGGGGAUACGAAAAAAAAGCCUCGGCUGCUAUUUAUUGGCCCGGAUGCGCGUCCUGAGCUCAGAAGCGCGGCGCGAACGACGCGGAGAGGAGACAUCCCCGCAGACAUGAGGUCGCCUCUGCUCCUGCUGCUGCUGAUCGCCACUCUGCUCUCCACCUCUCACGGAGUGAUCGUGCAUGGGUUGGACACCCGGUGCCAGUGUGCCGACUUCUACCGCAAACCGCUGCGGCUGAAGUCCAUCAGGGGGUUGGUGGACCACCGCUUCACCAGCAGCUGCCACCGCGAUGUCAUCGCGUCUCUGCCCAACGGGAGGAAGGUUUGCCUGGACCCCGACAAGGCCUGGGUGAAGCACAUCCUGCGACGCUUCAAGAAAGAGUUUGGCCUCAACAGGAGCGGAUGAGAGACAAGACGGGGCAAUGGGGAGCGCAGCUUCAGCAGACAACCGCGGCACGCACAGACAAGGCACACUCAACUCACCCGGGCAGCACGUGGCACACACACGCGCGCGUGCACCCGGCACGGUGCACGUGCCCUGGCUCCGUGCGUGCGCGUGCCACGGACACGUCACACACGCAUGCACCGCGAUAUGACGUACGUGUGCGCCGUGGUGUAUACAUACCACGGUACGUCACGUCCUGCAUUGUGUAACUACAUCGGGCUUGGCAUGUAGGUUGGGUGUGAAGGAAAGGCAGGUAAAUAGUGUAGAUCUUUACUUCAGUAGACUUGUGUAACCUCGUAAGAGAUCUGGGACUGGUCCCGCAAGGAUGUCCAGCGUGGAGAUGAAGUCAUCAGAUCGGCUCACGUCCAAGGAGUCAGAAUUUGGUUUCGUGGGAUGAUGAGAAGUUGGCGACAGCCGGGGGGAGGACUUCAUCCAGCAGUGGAGAGACCACGGCUGACAAUGAUAAUGAUGGCGAUGAAAUUAAAUCUGUAGUCAGGUAGGUAAAAAAAAAAUCACGACGUUUCGAUCGCAACACAAAAAAAUGUAAUCCAUCAGUUCCACUGCUGGAUUAUAUUUUGUGUUGCGAUCGAAACGUCGUGAUUUAUUUUACUUUCUACCCACGUGACUUUACCGAAAGAACCAAAGAGUAUGGAUUCCUGCAGUCACGAAAGCUUCCAAUCAAGAUGAUAAUUUGUCGUCUUUACGUAGAAUACUGCGCUCCCAGUGUAUUUCAAUCUAACAAGUUACUCCGCCGUGAAUGGGAUUCGCAAUGGAACAUUGGAACAUUAGAAUUAGAACCUGAAGAACAAUGGGCUUGUUCGCGACAGCAACGGGCUGUUUGAUGUUUGGUGCUUUGUCUCGGUGGUGUUCUUCAGCUGCGGCGAUCUGGCAACUUCAAGUGGCUGUCAGUUUGACACGUAGUAGGGAGCAGUGGGCUUUCGCGAGCAAUAUUAUCCAUAAUAGAGGGGCUUUUUGGGGUUAGAUUGCGUAAAUAUAAAUGUGUCGUUAAGUCUGGGGUGAUGGGGUUUGAAGGGUGGUUCCGAGGGGAAAUAUGAUUUUCCACAAUCGCAUCGUUUUUGGGAAGCUUAUUUAAUUUUUUAAAAGGGCAGCCGUACAUUUUGAGACGCAAUCACAUCUGGACAUUUGUGGUGGGGGGAGGGAGAGCUUAAUAGUUCAUCGGAUUCCUCCCAGUCCAAAAACAAAGAUUUUGAUCAAGAUUCUGACACCGUUGGCAAACCAAGAAAUUCGACUCCUGUUGAGUAGCGACACGACUCCUUGCUUACCGAGGGCUUUUCUGGGUUCGGGUCGAUAUAUAUAAUAAUGGUUUAAAAAAAAAUACGUGUCCGAGAAGCGAUCUGUUGACAAUGAAUAAAAAUGGACGGCUCGCUUCCUCGAC